CGUAUCCCCGUAGAGUCGGUUUUUAUAUUAUUUUAGUUGCGCUUAUUGCUCCUGCCAAAGUCGUGUGAAAUUAAUUUAGUUAAAAGUACAUACUUCUGUGCUAUUUUACAUCUAGAGGCGUUCGUAGUUUGAAUCCACUCGAAAUGUCUCACAAAACACUACACAAUAUUAUUUAUUCUUUAAUUAUUAUAUUUUCUUGCUUAUUUACCGGACAAUGUCUUGAACGCGAGAUGACGGUUAACGUUGAGCCGCGGAAGGAGGAUUGCUUCUUUCAAAAUGUAAAAGUGGGUGAUAAAAUUGAUAUAGAAUACCAGGUUAUUGACGGAGGUCUAGGUGAUUUAGAUAUCACUUUUCUGCUGGCGGAUCCAAACGGCCGCAUCCUAGCUGCAGACUACAAAAAAUCCGAAAAUAAUCAUCGGGUAGACGCCGAACUGGACGGCGACUACAAAUUCUGCUUUGAUAACACCUUCAGCAGCUUCAAUGUGAAGACUGUUUUCUUUGAGAUGAUUAUUGACAGAGAUAAUGAUGACUCAUGGGAGAACCCAUCCAAUCUAGGCAAUAUCCCAGAGGAAACCUAUGAAUUAACAGUGGAGGAGAUUCAAGAGGCUGUUAAUCGCGUUCGUGUAAACUUGAAAAGCAUCAGACACCUACAGGACGCCAUUAAAUCAACAGAGGCAAGAGACAGAAACAUUGCAGAAGAGAAUUACUUCAAAGUAAACACAUUCUCAUGGGUGCAGAUUGCUGUGAUGGCCACUGUGGGCAUUGUGCAAGUAGUCAUGGUGAGAAGUCUAUUUGAUGAUAAGUCCAAAGUGCAUGGUAUCUGGAAGAAAAUGCCUGGUGCCAGAUAAUGUUACCCAAUCAGUUUUAGCAUCAGCAAAUUCCAAAUACUGUAUGAAUGAAUCACAUGGGCAUGACUUGCUCUAAUAAAGUAAGCAAUAAUAGUGUUUAUUGGGAGAAAGAGAGAGAAUUGUUCUGUUUAAAUUGAUAAGAUUGAUUUUGCUUAUCAGCAAACGACUGAUAAGCUAAAUACCAUGUGCUAGUCAUCAAUGCAAGUUAAAUUUGUACAUAUUAAACCAUGAAACCACCUGUAGUUUAGCUUGAUGUCAAUUAAAUUCGUUUUUUAAAUGCCCAGAA
Messenger RNA from Dalotia coriaria, 1134 nucleotides. RefSeq names its product transmembrane emp24 domain-containing protein 5-like. NCBI's taxonomy places the organism in Eukaryota, Metazoa, Arthropoda, Insecta, Coleoptera, Staphylinidae. The record is from RefSeq and is a predicted model, not a curated record. Gene Ontology annotation, biological process: endoplasmic reticulum to Golgi vesicle-mediated transport; intracellular protein transport; Golgi organization. The transcript is spliced from 2 exons. Gene Ontology annotation, cellular component: endoplasmic reticulum-Golgi intermediate compartment; endoplasmic reticulum; COPII-coated ER to Golgi transport vesicle. Bases 144 to 848 code for a protein of 234 amino acids.